Molecule: messenger RNA, 612 nt
Organism: Meloidogyne enterolobii
Lineage: Eukaryota; Metazoa; Nematoda; Chromadorea; Rhabditida; Meloidogynidae
Source: the annotation of a GenBank genome assembly
AUGGUUUGGAUUCUAGUUCCUUUAGUUGUUGUUCCCUUAGCAGCAUAUUCUUUAUCCAGACAUUCUUCAAAAUGUCUAUAUCCGUUCCUAGUUAUUUCUGUUAUUAAUUCAAUUGUUACUUUUUGUAUGGCUUUAAUUGUUGGGUGUUUUUCGUUGCUUUGUUUUGAACAAUUAAAAAAUCAUUUUGAAACUAUUGCUUCCCAGCCUUCCUUAAAACAUUUUUCAACAUCUUUACAAGCUUCUGAUUCUUUUAUUCCCUUUUUUGACAAUUCAAAUUCUUCUUCAAUGACAACUUUUAUUUAUUGUGCUUUAACUAUUUUAUCUAGUAUAAUUUUAUCUUUAUUCUUUUUUUGGCAAUCAAUUGUUCUUUUUAGUUGUAUAACAUAUUUCGAUGUGUUAGCACAACAAAGAAAGCAACAUGAACAACAAUUAAAACAAUCAGUUGCUGCUGGGAUUGAAUCUCGUAUCCACUCCCUAGCCUCCGCCCCAACAGAAAUAAGGGGGACACAAUCAGCGGUAAUUGGAGGGAAAAUGGAGUGCUCCCAAUGUAUUUCUGAAAUUCGACAACUUGAUCAAUUUUCUGGGCUUAAAGGAUCCUUUAGACAGUGCUGA